CCGCUGGCACCUACCCCACAUUGCUCUCUACCGCUACUCUGCGCAUCAUCUUUCCUGUCUUUUCCUCUUUUCCUCUGCUCCUUCCACAACCUAGAGAUCUAUAGCUUACUAUACGGACUAUUCUUCCCAAUCUCGCGACUCUUAGUUCAUCAUCAAUAUGCCGUUCACCCCGGAUUCGCAGCUCGACCUGCUCUUCCCUGCUGAGUUCAUACCGGACGACAUAAGGACGGCUUUGCCGUCAGAUCUCCACUUGCGUCCCUUGGCCUCAACAGACUACAGACGUGGACACCUAUCCGUUCUCUCAGUCCUGACGGUUGUGACCGACCCCGGCGAGGAGGCGUGGGUUGCGCAAUUCAACGCACUUCGCGCGGCAGCGCGCACGUACUACUCCAUCGUCAUGGUCGACAAGGCCUCCGAUGGCAUCGUCGCUGUUGGCACGGUGUUCAUUGAGCGCAAGUUCCUGCGCGGCCUUGGCAGCGUUGGGCAUAUCGAGGACAUUGCUGUGGACAAGUCACAGCAGGGAAAGAAGCUGGGUUUACGGAUAAUUCAAGCUCUCACCGGUAUCAGUGAGAACAGCGGGUGCUACAAGACCAUCUUAAACUGCAGUGAUAGCAACAUCCCCUUUUAUCAGAAGUGCGGAUAUGUGAAGAAGGAGAACGAGAUGGCUAAGUACGCGCCCGAAGAUCAGCCACGGCCUCCGAGGCUGUGAGGGCCUUAUGAUAUCUCUGCGUCGAUCCGGUUCACACGGGCCAUUGCUAUGGGACUUGAUGGAUGAUAUACCUAUUAUUGCGUAGUGAACGCUGAUUCGGCCUAUUUGUAAUAACCGGUUCGGAAGCACAUUCAUGGAUCGG
Laetiporus sulphureus 93-53 is the source of this 851-nucleotide messenger RNA. RefSeq names its product acyl-CoA N-acyltransferase. NCBI's taxonomy places the organism in Eukaryota, Fungi, Basidiomycota, Agaricomycetes, Polyporales, Laetiporaceae. The transcript has 4 exons. The coding region runs from base 158 to 709 and encodes 183 amino acids. Gene Ontology annotation, cellular component: endoplasmic reticulum; endoplasmic reticulum-Golgi intermediate compartment; Golgi apparatus. Gene Ontology annotation, molecular function: glucosamine 6-phosphate N-acetyltransferase activity; monosaccharide binding. The record is from RefSeq and is a predicted model, not a curated record. Gene Ontology annotation, biological process: UDP-N-acetylglucosamine biosynthetic process.